Messenger RNA from Ziziphus jujuba (common jujube), 1119 nucleotides. Its product is annotated as derlin-2.2. Gene Ontology annotation, molecular function: ubiquitin-specific protease binding; misfolded protein binding. The record is from RefSeq and is a predicted model, not a curated record. Gene Ontology annotation, biological process: endoplasmic reticulum unfolded protein response. NCBI's taxonomy places the organism in Eukaryota, Viridiplantae, Streptophyta, Magnoliopsida, Rosales, Rhamnaceae. Gene Ontology annotation, cellular component: endoplasmic reticulum membrane; Hrd1p ubiquitin ligase ERAD-L complex. Bases 210 to 944 code for a protein of 244 amino acids. The transcript is spliced from 6 exons.
AGCUCCUUCCACUCACCUUCGGCCAUCUCUUUCUUUUGGAAUUCUCUACCGCAAAAUUGUAACCCCAAAAGAUCUCAAAACGAAAAAAGACCUUUUUAAUUUUUUCAACAAUUUGCUUCGAUUCUCUGAUAAGAUUUGUUAAUUCGGAUUUUGGAAAAUUGAAGUGGAAACAAAUUUGUUAAUCAGAAAAUUAAAGGGGAUAUUUUGGAAUGGCUCAAGCAGUGGAAGAAUGGUACAAGCAGAUGCCUAUUAUUACCCGCUCCUAUCUCACAGCUGCAAUUGUCACCACCAUUGGUUGCUCUCUCGAUAUAAUCUCACCUUAUAAUCUUUACUUGAACCCUAAACUCGUGAUCAAGCAGUAUGAGUUCUGGCGCCUCAUUACCAACUUCCUGUACUUCCGGAAAAUGGACUUGGAUUUUAUGUUCCACAUGUUUUUUCUUGCUCGGUACUGCAAGCUUCUUGAAGAGAACUCCUUCAGGGGAAGGACUGCUGAUUUCUUUUACAUGUUGUUGUUUGGUGCCACUGUAUUAACCGGGAUUGUUCUUAUUGGGGGGAUGAUACCUUAUUUGUCAGAGUCUUUCGCUAAAAUCAUUUUCCUCAGCAAUUCGCUAACAUUCAUGAUGGUUUAUGUGUGGAGCAAGCAAAAUCCUUUCAUUCAUAUGAGUUUCCUGGGCCUCUUUACUUUUACAGCAGCUUACCUGCCAUGGGUUCUGUUGGGUUUCUCUGUUCUUGUUGGGGCUAGUGCUUGGGUGGAUUUAUUGGGAAUGAUUGCUGGUCAUGCAUACUACUUUCUUGAAGAUGUUUAUCCAAAAAUGACUGGCCGUCGGCCUCUAAGGACCCCAUCCUUUAUUAGAGCACUGUUUGCAGACGAACCUGUUGUAGUGGCACGGCCGGCCAAUGUGAGAUUUGCACCCCCACCAGAUGAGGAAGUUCAUCAAGAUUAAUAACUUUGGGGAAUAAUACUAAGUUGAUGUGGCCUAGCUAGCGCUGGAGUAGCAUGACCGCAAGGGAUCAUUGGUCUUGUAAUAUAUGGAAGUCUAGUCCGAUUUGCUAAUUUCUUUUUGUGCAUUCUUUAUAACUUAAAAGUUCAUCAAAUGCAAUCAAAGGUUUGUUUCUUUA